UCCUCUUACGCGCAGUAGUUUUUUUUAAAAAAAAGCACAAUGGAAUUCUAUGAAUCUACCUAUUUCAUCGUCCUUGUCCCCUCGGUCGUGAUCGCAGUCAUCUUCCUCUUUUUCUGGCUUUUUAUGAAGGAAACACUGUACGACGAAGCCCUCGCCAAACAGAAGAGGGACCAGAAAUUCCCUCCUGCCAAGACUGAUAAAAAGAAAGCCGAGAAGAAGAAGAGCAAGAAGAAAGAGGCUCAGAAUGGGAACCUUCACGAGUCCGACUCAGAGAGCACCCCUCGAGACUUUAAACUCUCUGAUGCUUUGGGGGCCGAAGAGGAGCACAUCCUUCCCGUCGCUUUGGGUGUGGCAGAAACUGCUGGCAACCUCCGGGAGCGCAAAAAAAAGGAGAAGAAGCACAAGGGUAGUCCAGAGGAGCAUGCUGUGAAAGAGCCAGAAGGAUCCAAAUCUACAGGGAAGAAGGUGGAGCCCAUGCCCAUUACGAAACAGCCGACCCCACCUUCAGAGGCCAUUACGUCCAAGAAGAAAGCUGGGCCGAAGAAGCAGAAAAAUGGAACAGAUGACCAGGAUGCCAAGAAUGAUUCGUUUCUGUCCCCAGCAAAGAAGCAGGACUCUCUUCUCCAUCAUGAGAUAAAGCAAGAAAGUGGGUCAGGAAAGAAGAAGGUUUCUGCAAAGAAACAAAAAACAGAUAAUGUUAUGACAUUAGUGGAUGAGCCUUUGAUCCAUGCAACAACGUACAUUCCCCUCAUGGAUAACACUGACCAGAACCCAGCUGUGGAAAAGAGAGAAGCAGUUGACGUGAUCAAACAAGAUGGGAUCGAAGGACUGCAGAAAAGCAACACAAAGAAACUGAAGAAUGAGACGGAUAAAGAAAACGCCGAAGUGAAAUUUAAGGACUUCCUCGUGGCAAUGAAGAGCAUGAUCUUCACCGAAGAGGAGGCACUGAGUGUGGUGGAGCUGCUGAAAGAGAAAUCCAAUGUGAUACAGGGGGUUUUGCAGAAAGCUAGUAAGGGUGAUUCAGCAACAGCUGCCCAUCAGCUGCAAGAAAAGGAAAAGCUACUUGCCACAAUGAAGGAAGAAGCUACUAUUGCAAAGGAACAGUGCAAACAGCUCUCACAGGAGUUAGUUUCAGAGAAGGAAAGAAACAACUUGGUAGUGUCUAAGAUGAGAGAGAGAAUCGCCACCCUGGAAAAAGAGCAUGGAGUAUUUCAAAACAAAAUCCACGGAGGUUACCAAGAAAGCCAACAAAUGAAGAUGAAGUUUCAGCAGCUUCGUGAACAGAUGGAGGCAGAGAUCAAUCGGCUGAAGCAAGAGAAUAGUAUCCUGAGAGAUGCUGUCAGUACUUCCACCAACCAAAUGGAAAGCAAACAGUCUUCGGAACUCAACAAACUACGGCAGGAUUGCGCUAGACUUGUGAACGAGCUGACGGAAAAGAACAACAAAUUGCAGCAAGAAGAACUGCUGAAGAAGAAUGCAGAGCAAGCAGCUGCUCAGCUAAAGGCCCAGCAACAGGAAGCAGAGCGAAGAUGGGAGGAAAUGCAGAGCUAUCUCAGGAAGAGGACAGCAGAGCAUGAGGCGAUCCAGCAAGAUAUCCAGAACAAGCUCGUGGCCAAAGAUAACGAAAUCCAGAGCCUUCACAGCAAGUUUACUGAUACAAUUGUCUCGAGACAACAGCUGGAGCAAAGGAUGAUGCAACUAAUGGACGAAGAACAAAAGAGAGCCACGGCUGAAGACUCGUUCCAGAGACAGGUGAAGUGCUGGAUCCUGCCCUCUUCAUGCAGAGAAACCCUGAUCAGUCCUUUUGCGAUGGACGUAAGGGCAGUUUCUGCCGAUCUUUUGUCAAAGGUGGUGGCUCACAGGUGUCCACUGGGCCUUCUGUGUUUCAGAAUUGCAGAAAAAGAGAAGCAGAUCAGCCAAGCUGAGGAGUCACUAAACAACGAACACAAGAAGCUAGCAAGCAAGGAAGAAGAUCUCAUGGUUUUACAGAACAUCAACAUGUCCCUGAAGGCGGAAGUGCAGAAGUUGCAGGCGCUCACGAAUGAGCAGGCUGCUGCUGCGCAUGAGCUGGAAAGGAUGCAGAAAAGUUCACAGGUCAAAGAUGACAAACUCAGAGCCCUGGAGGAGCAGUUGCAAGAACAUCUGGCCAAAGCUUCAAACACCAAGGAGGAACUUCAGGUUCUAAAGGAUCAGAACAAAACUUUGGAGUUGGAAAUUCAGCAGCUGCAGGCGCUCUUGUCCGAGCAGGUUAAUAAGGAAGUGUUGGAGCAAAUGGAAAGAAGCAUUACGGAGAAGGACGGCAAAAUAAAAGAGGUUGAAGAACUCCUUGAAACUGGGCUUAUUGAAACAGUAAACAAGGCAGAAGAAUUAAAGGUAUUGAAAACAGAGAACACCGCCUUGAAAAAAGAAGUUGAAAAUCUUCAGAAGGUGCAAACAGAACAGGUUUCCUUUGCAUCUUUGGUGGAAGAAUUGCAAAAAGUAAUUAGUGAAAAAGACGGGAAGAUCAAGUCGGUGGAAGAGCUGCUUCAAGCCGAAGUGCUGAAAGUUGCAACCAAGGAGAAAACGGUCAUGGCUUUGACACAGGAAAUAGAGGCUCUGAAAGAAGAAGUAGGAAAGGCCCACCUUGAGAAGGAGGCACAGAUAUCAGUUGCACAAGAGAUCAAAGAACUUCAGAAUCUACUGAUGGGGAAAGAGGAGCAGGUGAGAAGGCUGGAGACCGCGCUGAGAGAAAAAGAGAGCGAGAUGGCAAAGAAAGGAGAGUGGUUUCAGGGUCAACAAGACACGUUGCAGCGCUUGAACACCAGAGUCAAGGAGCUUGAGCAGCUGAACGCGGAGCAGGUUUCUCUUGCUUCGUCAGUCAAGGACCUUGAGGCUUUAUUGAAAGAGAAGCAAGAAGAAGUUCAGAAGAUGGAGGCCUUAUUAGACGAGAGGGGGAAGGAGGUUUCCCACCAAAGGAGGGAGUUGCAGACUGUACAGGAGGAGAAUCAGUCAUUAAGAGCACAAAUUCAAGAAAGAAAGCAAGAGAACAGUGAACAGGUAUGUCGCUUGCUUGCUGAUUUUCAGGUGCUCAUUGCGGGAAAAGAGCAAGAGAUGGCUGGUCUCCAAAAGGAGUUGGAGUCGUUGAAACAUGCAGUGGAACAGCAGAGGCAAAAAAACAAUGACCUUCGGGAGAAAAACUGGAAAGCAAUGGAAGCAUUGGCCUCAACUGAAAAAUUGCUGCAGGACAAAGUGAACAAGACCGCCAAGGAGAAAGAGCAGUACGUGGAGGCUGCUGAAGCCGAGAUGAGAGGGGUUUUGCAGAAGCUGUUCCCUGCAGUGUCUCUUCCUUCCACCUUGAGUCACAGUGAAUGGAUGCGUGGCUUUGAACAGGUACUAAGGAAGCAUGCAAGAGAGACGUCUCAAUCAGAUGAAGUUAAGGCCAUGGAGCAGAAGUUGAAAGAGGCAGAUGAGUUGCACGUCAUGUUGCAGCAGGAGUGUGAGAAAUACAAAGUGGUUCUCGCAGAGACGGAGGGAAUCCUGCAGCGACUACAAAGGAGCGUAGAAGAAGAGGAGAGCAAAUGGAAGAUAAAAAUUCAAGACUCACAGAAGGAACUCCAAGAGAUGCGUUCAUCCGCCACUGUUUUGGAGCAGGAAGUAGAAAGACUAAGAGAAGACAUCAAAGAAGUUGAUUCUCUUAAAAAGGAGCGGGAGCACCUGGAACAGGAACUAGAGAAGGCAGAAAUAGAGCGAUCCACAUAUGUUUCAGAAGUCCGAGAGCUCAAAGAUCUGUUGACUGAGUUGCAGAAAAAGCUUGAUGACUCAUAUUCUGAAGCAGUGAGGCAGAAUGAAGAGUUAAAUUUGUUGAAAACCCAGUUGAACGAGACGUUAUCCAAACUCACGUUAGAUCAGAACGAGAGGCAGAAAUUAGCGGUCGAUUUGCCGAAGGCCCAGGAAUCGCUGGUGACGUUAGAAAGGGAAGUAGGAAAAGCUGCAGGGGACAUGCAUGUGAUAGAGAACAGCGACAUCUCGGGAGGCCCCGAUAAAAAUCUCAACGUAGCUGUGAAUCUCAGUCAGGACAUCGCCCAUCUCAAGAAGCUGGUGGCAUCUGUCAGCCAAAUGCUCACAAAGGGGAAAGAACACUACCAGCUACUAGACUACUGAUUUAAACAAGAUGACGAAGAAGAAGACUCUGCAGCCACCUCCAGAGUUUAGUUUUAUAAUGAAUAAAUAAAUAAAAAAACAGUUUGGAUAAUUAGAGCUUCACAUUCCAGGAGCUACAGUAAACAUGUAACCUUUUAUCUUUACUAUGCUCAGUCAAACCUGUUCAGGUACCCACACGCACCUGAUGGUGGUAACAGCAGCAGCGAACAAUAACCUUUUAAUCCCGGUGGUCUUACGUGCUGUUUUACUUAGAGACACCUUGGGGCAUAGUCAUCUCUAUGAUUUCCACCUUCCAAGUCAACACUCCUUCACCUCCUCUUCUCUCUUUUCUUUCUUUGGUUCUUUUCUCUUCCUUCCUUCCUUUUCUUUUGGUUGCUAAUGUAAUCAGUUUUUGUAAUGGUGUCGGCGAAUAAAGGGAUGCUUAUUACUCAAAA
This is a messenger RNA of Pogona vitticeps (central bearded dragon), 4574 nucleotides long. The record is from RefSeq and is a predicted model, not a curated record. Lineage: Eukaryota; Metazoa; Chordata; Lepidosauria; Squamata; Agamidae.